Meyerozyma guilliermondii ATCC 6260 is the source of this 423-nucleotide messenger RNA. It is a transcript of the gene HFL2, whose product is annotated as negative cofactor 2 transcription regulator complex subunit. The transcript has a single exon. Gene Ontology annotation, biological process: positive regulation of transcription by RNA polymerase II; negative regulation of transcription by RNA polymerase II; transcription by RNA polymerase II. Gene Ontology annotation, molecular function: transcription coactivator activity; RNA polymerase II general transcription initiation factor activity; transcription corepressor activity. Gene Ontology annotation, cellular component: negative cofactor 2 complex; nucleus. The record is from RefSeq and is a predicted model, not a curated record. The coding region runs from base 1 to 423 and encodes 140 amino acids. NCBI's taxonomy places the organism in Eukaryota, Fungi, Ascomycota, Pichiomycetes, Serinales, Debaryomycetaceae.
AUGGCGGAUAUACAUAGUAUUAUGAAUCCGGUCGAGCCGGAGGAGCCCGUGGUUCCAAAGGUUGAGCCCAGUUUGGAAUCCAGUGUGGAGCCCAGUGUGGAACCCAGCCUGGAACCCGAACAGACGUCUGUAACCCAGCUGACAAUUAUCGAUUCUUUCGACAGAAUCAAGACCCAUUUUCCCGCCGCACGGAUAAAAAAGAUCAUGCAAUCUGAUGAAGAAAUUGGCAAGGUUGCGCAGGCCACGCCGGUGGUGGUGGGGCGAGCGUUGGAGAUUUUCAUUGCCAACUUGGUGGAGGUGUCUGCGUUGGAGGCGAAGAAGAGUGGAGUCCGGCGUAUAGGAGCGGCGCAUAUUCGAGCUGCGGUGGAAAAGACGGAGCAAUUUGACUUUUUGGUGGAUGCGGUGGCCAAGUAUCAAAGCUGA